Molecule: messenger RNA, 936 nt
Organism: Meriones unguiculatus (Mongolian gerbil)
Lineage: Eukaryota; Metazoa; Chordata; Mammalia; Rodentia; Muridae
Product: olfactory receptor 9G19-like
Exons: 1
Coding region: 1-936 (311 amino acids)
Biological process (GO): G protein-coupled receptor signaling pathway; sensory perception of smell
Cellular component (GO): membrane
Molecular function (GO): olfactory receptor activity; G protein-coupled receptor activity; odorant binding
Source: RefSeq, a predicted model, not a curated record
AUGGAGAGGGGCAAUCACACAGUGACUGAGUUCAUCUUGCUGGGCUUCUCAACAGACCCUGUGAUGCAGAUGAUCCUGUUUGUCCUGUUCCUUGGAGUAUAUUCUCUGACACUGCUGGGAAACACGACCCUCAUCAUAUUGAUCUGCAGUGACGCCAGGCUCCACACACCUAUGUAUUUCUUUAUUGGAAAUCUGUCUUUUUUGGAUCUCUGGUAUUCCUCUGUGUAUACUCCAAAGAUCCUAGUGACCUGCAUCUCUGAAGACAAAAGCAUCUCCUUUGCUGGAUGUCUAUCUCAGUUCUUCUUCUCUGCUGGAUUGGCCUAUAGUGAGUGCUACCUACUGGCUGCCAUGGCUUAUGAUCGCUAUGUAGCCAUCUCUAACCCCCUGCUUUAUGCUCAAGCUAUGUCAAGGAGGUUGUGCAUCUGCUUAGUUCUAUAUUCCUAUACAGGAGGCUUUGUCAAUGCAACAAUAUUAACCAGCAACACAUUCACGUUGGAUUUUUGUGGUGACAAUGUCAUCGAUGACUUUUUCUGUGAUGUUCCACCUCUGGUGAAGUUGGCAUGUGAGGUCAGGGAGAGUUACCAGUCUGUGCUGUACUUCCUCCUGGCCUCCAAUGUCAUUACUCCCACCCUGCUCAUCCUGGCCUCCUAUCUCUUCAUCAUUGCUGCCAUCCUGAGGAUCAGAUCCACCCAGGGCCGCCUCAAGGCCUUCUCCACCUGUUCCUCACAUCUCAUCUCUGUGACCUUGUACUAUGGCUCCAUCCUCUACAUCUACUCUCGCCCAAGUUCCAGCUACUCCCUGGAGAGGGACAAAAUGGUGUCUACCUUUUAUACUGUGUUAUUCCCCAUGUUGAACCCCAUGAUCUACAGUCUGAGGAAUAAAGAUGUGAAGGAAGCUCUGAGAAAACUCUUCAAGUUAUCCCAUUCUGAAGUCUAA